AUGGCUCUUCAUGUUCUAGGUUUUCUUGUGGUUCUUGGUUUCAUCCACUCUCAAGCAGCGUUGGUUCCAAAAACUUAUGACUAUGAGGUUAAAGAAGCUAACUUCACAAGGCUAUGCAAGAACAAGACAAUCUUAACUGUUAAUGGAGAAUUCCCUGGUCCGACUAUUUAUGCUCGUAGAGGAGACACCGUGGUUGUUAAUGUUUACAACAGAGGCAACCUUGGCAUCACCAUUCAUUGGCAUGGAGUGAAGCAACCAAGAUAUCCAUGGUCGGAUGGACCUGAAUUUAUCACACAAUGUCCGAUUCAACCAGGAGCAAAUUUUAGCCAGAAAAUCAUUCUUUCUGAUGAAGAAGGCACGUUAUGGUGGCAUGCCCACAGCGACUGGUCUCGAGCCACCGUCCAUGGCCUAAUUGUUGUAUGGCCAAAGAUAGGAAGACCUUACCCUUUCCAUAAACCCUAUGCCGAGUUUCCCAUCAUCCUAGGUGAAUGGUUUCGGUCAGAUGUUGAGGCUGUGUUACUAGACUUCAUGAGAACUGGAGGGGACCCUAACUCAUCUGAUGCUUUAACUAUCAACGGACAACCCGGUGAUCUUUACCCUUGCUCUAGUGCAGAAACAACAAAGUUCAUUGUUGAACAAGGAAAGACAUAUAUGCUCCGAAUGGUUAAUGCCGCUAUGAAUCUCUUUAUGUUUUGGGCAAUUGGAGACCAUGAAGUUACUGUUGUAGGAACCGAUGGUGCAUACACCAAACCACUAAAAAGCGACUACGUGACCAUCUCUCCUGGACAAACCAUUGAUCUCUUGUUCACAGCCAACCAACCAAUAGGUCAAUACUACAUUGCGGCUAAACCCUAUAAUAGCCAACCAGCAAUUAGUUUUGAUAACACUACCACCACAGCCAUUAUCGAGUAUAAAGGCUACAAAAAAUCUUCAAGGAAACCAAUUUUUCCCCAUCUUCCUAAGGUUAAUAGUACUAGUGCAUCUGUUAACUUCACUGGUAGCCUUAGGAGUUUAGCUAGUCGUGCUCAUCCUAUUGAUGUUCCAUUGAAGAUCACACAUAACUUCUUAUUCACCAUCUCGUUGAACACAGUGCCAUGUGCUGAUAACACCUGUUUAGGACCUAGGGACGACUUCCCAAAUUUCCCACCUUUGUUUUUUAACUUCACCGCAAAUAAUUUAAAUAAUUCGUUGGAGACUCCAUUGAAUGCUACAGAGGUGAAAGUACUCGAGUACAACGACACAGUAGAAUUAGUGUUUCAAGGAACAAACUUGGUUGGAGGAAUUGAUCAUCCAAUGCAUUUGCAUGGACAUAGUUUUUACGUUGUUGGAUGGGGAUUUGGCAACUUCAAUAGGAGUAAGGAUACUUUGAGUUAUAAUCUUGUUGAUCCUCCUCUUCAACAAACCAUUGCAGUUCCUAAAAAUGGUUGGACUGCCAUUAGAUUCAAGGCUGAUAACCCUGGAGUAUGGUUAAUGCAUUGUCAUCUCGAGCGUCAUAUAAGUUGGGGAAUGGAGGCGGUGUUCAUUACAAAGAAUGGUAGUAGGGCAGGGGAAUCGAUGUUGCCACCGCCUCUAAACAGGCCAUCCUGCACUUAA
Messenger RNA from Lactuca virosa, 1593 nucleotides. The record is from the annotation of a GenBank genome assembly. Lineage: Eukaryota; Viridiplantae; Streptophyta; Magnoliopsida; Asterales; Asteraceae.